Rotaria sp. Silwood2 is the source of this 2388-nucleotide messenger RNA. Lineage: Eukaryota; Metazoa; Rotifera; Eurotatoria; Philodinida; Philodinidae. The record is from the annotation of a GenBank genome assembly.
AUGUCGAAAGCAGCUAUCAGCUGGGUUAUUUUAUUACUGGUCGUUUGUAUACCAUUAGUGAAUAGUCGUUUAACUACUAAUUUAAAAAAUGGUGUCAAUGGUGGUGUAGAUUGUGCAACAUGUUCGAUUCUUUUGGGAAUUGUUGAUCAUCUUACAAUUGUUUAUAAUGAAAGUGCUGCUCAAUCACUUGAACGACUUUGCUCAUUUUUACCAGAUGAAUAUCAACUUUAUUGUAAAGCUGCUGUUGACUUUUUAGGUCCAUAUAUUAUCGAUGGUUUUAUCAAAGGAGAUAAUCCUGAUGUUAUUUGUCAUGCAUUAAAAUUCUGUACAGAUGAACCUGAUCAAGCUAAAUGUCGUAUUUAUCCAUCAAAAUCUCCAAUUCUAUUUGCUCAACGUGUUUUAAAUUUUCGUCAACGACAUCCAUUAAUUAGUUUAAAUUUAAAAGAUUCAAAAAUUUGUCAAAUUCCUGGUAUUAAAGAAAUUUGUAAAAUUUUAGAGAAUAUUUUCAAUAAUCAUAUGCCAGCAGUUGAUAUUGAUGAAGAUAGAUUUGGUAUAGAAGCAACACUUCGUGGUAGUUCAUGGCGUGGAAAAGAUUGUAAUGAUUUUUCAUCAGCAAUUCAUCCGGGUGCUCAUGUUGUUGAUGGUGAUGGUAUUACAGAUCAUAAUUGUAAUGGUAUAUAUGGUAUGAAUUCAGCAAGUGGAAAACCUUGGGAAGAUGAAUUUUGUAAUGAAACACAACGUAUGGGUAUAGCAGUAUUAGGUGAUUCAAUAUCUGCUCAUUUUCAUCUUCCUGAACAAUGGUUAGAUGCUAAACAAUUAUCUGUAGCUGCAUUUGAACAUUUAACAUUUAUUCUUGAAAAUGAACUUGAUUGGCCUCAAUUAUCGGCAAGUACAGGUCAUAUAAAUGUUAGUUGGCCAAAUAUUGAAGGUCCAACUCGUUCAUUAUAUGCACGUUUAUUUGAUCUUGAUCAUUGUAAUCAUCGUGAUUAUCAAAAUAUUGCAGUUAAUGGAGCUCGCAGUGGUUCUAUGCUUGAUAUUAUGAAAUCGUUAUCACGUAAUCAAAAAAAUGAUGUACCACUUCUUGUCAUUUAUUCAUUAGUUGGUAAUGAUGUUUGUAAUGGUCAUCCCGAUACUCUCGAUCAUAUGACUACAGUAGAAGAAAUGGAAAAAAAUGUUUUAACAACACUUACAUAUCUUGAUACAGUCUUACCAAAAGGUAGUCAUGUACUUACAACUGGUUUAGCUAAUGGUAGUUUUUUAUAUGAAUUAUUACAUGAUCGUAUUCAUCCAUUUGGUCGUGUUGGUACACCAAUUUCUUAUACGCAGAUUUAUGAUUAUUUAUCUUGUUUACAAAUUUCACCUUGCAAUGGAUGGAUGACAUCAAAUGCAACACUUCGUGUAUUGACUACACAACGUGCUAUGGACUUAUCUGCAGCAAUAAGAAAUGUUUCAUAUUCUUAUAAAUCAACUCAAUAUGAUAUUGAAUAUCUUGAUUUUCCAUUUGAUGAUGUUAUUCAAGAAUGGAUAGCUCAAGGUGGUGAACCAUGGCAAUUAAUUGAAAGUGUUGAUGGUUUUCAUAUUAAUCAAUAUGGACAUGCAAUUGUUUCUGAUGUUCUUUGGAAAUGGUUACAAAAAAAUAAACCACAAUGGUUACCACUAAUCAAUCCACAUAAUGCAGACAUUGAACGUGUUUUUAAAGAUCAAGAUUGUGAUGAUGUAUAUAGUCAACAACCAUCACUUGUUCACGAAGGAAUUUUUCGUAUAAAACCACGUUUUGCAUCUGAAUCAUUUGAUGUUAAAUGUAUAUUUGAAAAUAAUAUAGGAUGGACAGUUAUUCAACACAGAAUAAAUGGUACAAUUGAUUUUUAUCAUGGAUGGAAUGAUUAUAAAAAUGGUUUUGGUGAUUUACGAACAGAAUUUUGGUUAGGAAAUGAAAAAAUUCAUCUAUUAACAAAUCAAGGAAAAUAUAUUCUUCGAAUUGAUUUGCAACCUUGGGAUUCUCAUAUACGUAUAGCUGAAUAUGGUCAAUUUGCUUUAGAUAAUGAAAGUCAAAAUUAUAAAUUACAAAUAUCACAAUUUCGUUCAAAUAUAUCAACAGCUGGUGAUUCACUUUCAUCAUCAUGGGAUAAUGCUAAUGGAAUACCAUUUUCUACAUAUGAUCAUGAUUAUGAUAAUUUAUUUUAUGAUAAUUGUGCAUUAACUUAUCAUGGUGCAUGGUGGUUUACGAAUUGUUUUCAAUCUCAUCUAAAUGGUGCUUAUAUACGAUCACCACUUGCUUUACAAAAUACUGCAAGAAAUGGUUUACAUUGGAAUUCAUAUGCAUUGUAUCAUUCAAUGAAACACACAACAAUGCGUAUUCGACGACAAAAUACAUUUGAAAUGAAUUAA